Piliocolobus tephrosceles (Ugandan red Colobus) is the source of this 2548-nucleotide messenger RNA. RefSeq names its product RAN, member RAS oncogene family (gene RAN). The record is from RefSeq and is a predicted model, not a curated record. Bases 144 to 794 code for a protein of 216 amino acids. Gene Ontology annotation, molecular function: GTPase activity; GTP binding. Gene Ontology annotation, biological process: ribosomal subunit export from nucleus; protein import into nucleus. Gene Ontology annotation, cellular component: cytoplasm; nucleus. The transcript has 7 exons. Lineage: Eukaryota; Metazoa; Chordata; Mammalia; Primates; Cercopithecidae.
CCCCUUGUCAACCCCGCCCCCACCGGCCCCGCCCCUGCCCGCGCGCCGGCGUCGGCUGCGUCUCCGGCGUUUGAAUUGCGCUUCCGCCAUCUUUCCAGCCUCAGUCGGACGGGCGCGGAGACGCUUCUGGAAGGAACGCCGCGAUGGCUGCGCAGGGAGAGCCCCAGGUCCAGUUCAAACUUGUAUUGGUUGGUGAUGGUGGUACUGGAAAAACGACCUUCGUGAAACGUCAUUUGACUGGUGAAUUUGAGAAGAAGUAUGUAGCCACCUUGGGUGUUGAGGUUCAUCCCCUAGUGUUCCACACCAACAGAGGACCUAUUAAAUUCAAUGUAUGGGACACAGCCGGCCAAGAGAAAUUCGGCGGACUGAGAGAUGGCUAUUAUAUCCAAGCCCAGUGUGCCAUCAUAAUGUUUGACGUAACAUCGAGAGUUACUUACAAGAAUGUGCCUAACUGGCAUAGAGAUCUGGUACGAGUGUGUGAAAAUAUCCCCAUUGUGUUGUGUGGCAACAAAGUGGAUAUUAAGGACAGGAAAGUGAAGGCGAAAUCCAUUGUCUUCCACCGAAAGAAGAAUCUUCAGUACUACGACAUUUCUGCCAAAAGUAACUACAACUUUGAAAAGCCCUUCCUCUGGCUUGCUAGGAAGCUCAUUGGAGACCCUAACUUGGAAUUUGUUGCCAUGCCUGCGCUUGCCCCACCGGAAGUUGUCAUGGACCCAGCUUUGGCAGCACAGUAUGAGCACGACUUAGAGGUUGCUCAGACAACUGCUCUUCCGGAUGAGGAUGAUGACCUGUGAGAAUGGAGCUGGAGCCCAGCGUCAGAAGUCUAGUUUUAUAGGCAGCUGUCCUGUGAUGUCAGCGGUGCAGCGUGUGUGCCACCUCAUUAUUAUCUAGCUAAGCGGAACAUGUGCUUCAUCUGUGGGAUGCUGAAGGAGAUGAGUGGGCUUCGGAGUGAAUGUGGCAGUUUAAAAAAUACCUUCAUUGUUUGGACCUGCAUAUUCAGCUGUUUUGGAACGCAGUUGAUUCCUUGAGUUUCAAAUAUAAGACUGCUACAGUCACAUCACAAUAUUCAGUGGUGAAAUCUUGUUUGUUACUGUCAUUCCCAUUCCUUUUCGUUUAGAAUCAGAAUAAAGUUGUAUUUCAAAUAUCUAAGCAAGUGAACUCAUCCCUUGUUUAUAAAUAGCAUUUGGAAACCGCUAAAGUAGGGAAAUUAUAUGCCAUGUUAAUAUUUGAAUUGCCUUGCUAUUAUCGCUUAAUUUGAAAUCUAUUGGGUUAAAUUCUCCCUAUGUCUACUUUUUAUUUUUGUACAUUUGAGCCAUGUCACACAAACUGAUUAUGGCAGGUCAGCAGUAUUCUAUUUGGUUAGAAGGGUCACAUGGUGUAAAUAUUAGUGCAGUUAAGCUAAAGCAAUGUUUGCUCCACCUUCAUUUUGGCUAGGUAGGGUCACCUAGGGAAGAACUUGCUCAAAAUUUGUGACCUGUCAGAAUAAAAAUAAUGUGGUUUGUAUAUAUCAAAUAGAUAUUUUAAGGGUAACACUUUUGUUUUAUGGCAAAAGUAAUCAUGUUUUAAUGUAGAACUUCAAAUAGGAUGGAGUAUCAGUGGAUGGCAGGAGCUUGGGAAUUCUUGCUGUUAAAAAUAAGUACAAAUUUUGCACUUUUUGUUUGAAUGUUAGACGCUUAGUGUAAAGUUGAUACACAAGGAAAAUGGUCCAUGUUUACCCACGGUUUUCAGGUACUCCCGGACUUUAAAGAUAUCUUGGACAUUUUAAGUUCUUAAGCAGUACACACUAUACUGUUUGAUUUUUUUUUUUUUUCCUCAGGAUUUUUUUGUAGGGCAGCACAGCAGAGCAGGAUAUGGAUGAAAUACUAGGAAUACGCAUAGUGGGGCAGUGUGGGGGCUUCUCAGCAAUGGAGAACAGUUGGUGAAACCUUUAUUUUUAUCAAACUAAGCAUUUAAUUUAUCUUGUAUAUUUUCCACAUUUAAAAAUGAAUUAGGUCUCUAUCCUAAUUAGGAUUUGAUCCCAUCAACACUAUUCUUGUAGCAGUUAGCGAUCUUAAGAGCUGUUUUUUUUCAUACAAUUACUAUAGUCCAGUUUACCAAAGUUUUCUUUAGAUGUCUGAUUAUCUUGAGAUGAUUACUUACCUUAAAAGGUAUAGAAAGGAUCACUUACAUAUAUGGAAAAAUGAAAUAAGGGUGAAGCUGAAUAAAAUUCUACUUACUGUAUUAACUGGCAACAGUUGAGUUUCUUAAGAUCUGAAUUGCUGUGUAUGUUACGCUGUAUUCAGAACCAGUUUCUAACCAGCCUGUGAGAUGGGAAGUUUUUUUCCCAUAAUUGGGAUGAAACCUUUCAUUCAGAUAUUUUGAAUUGAAGGUGUAUGUGUUGUUUGUAACCUUGUGUAGAUUGCAAGUGGUGUUGACAUUCUGGAUCUUCUAUGUAACAGUUGAAAUUUGGAAGUGACGUCGCUUACCUGUCUAACAUGGUGUGGGAGAGAAUUUACAAGUCAUUUAUUGAAUAAUUGUUGCAAAAUAUAUUGCUUCGACUUUGCCUGGA